UGCGCGUUCGAGCGAUGCUGCUGCGGGGCUUGUCCGGGGCGAGUAGCCUGGGGCGGGGGCUCGGGCCGGGGCUUCGGGGCUCGACCUCUCCCCGCGCGGCCGCGUGCUCCCCCGCAGUGGGGGCAGGAGGACCCUGGGGGCGGGCGGCUGCGCGGGCCCUGCCCCUGCCCGGUGACGCGAUCUGCCCUGACGGCCCCGGGGGCGCGCCGGCUCUCCAGCUGGGACUGGUGCCAGAGGCUUCCCCGGGGCUGCAGCCUUCUUCACGGGCAUGACGGCCCCAGAGAGUUCCGGAGGGAUCACAGGCAGGUGUGCUCCCCGGCAGGUGCAGCGGGCACCAUGAAGACAGAGCCUGCCCCCGAGCAGCCCAGGUCCUCCCUGCCCGGCGGGGGCUCCCCUGAACCCCCGUGCCACCUGCCACUGGAGCUCCAGCCCCCCACGAACUGCUGCAUGAGCGGCUGUCCCAACUGCGUGUGGGUGGAGUACGCGGAGGCCCUUCUGGGGCACUUCCAGGACGGCGGAGAGCAUGCCCUGGCCGCCCUGGAGGCGCACGUGGCCGACGAGAACCUCAAGGCCUUCCUCAGGAUGGAGAUCCAGCUCCGUGCAAAGAGGGGGUGCUGAGCCAGCCCGGCAGGGACACCCCCACCCCCACCCCGGACAGGGUGCCCAGCCCGGCAGCUCCUUCUUGGGAAGCAGCAUCGGCCCUCAAGAUCCACAUCACUUCUAUGGGGUUUAAUGGGGGGACAGGAAAUCAAGGACUUAUUUAUUGAUCUGAGAAUAAACACAUUCCCCACAGUGGCUAAACAGGA
Messenger RNA from Choloepus didactylus (southern two-toed sloth), 806 nucleotides. It is a transcript of the gene OXLD1, whose product is annotated as oxidoreductase like domain containing 1. Gene Ontology annotation, cellular component: mitochondrion. The transcript is spliced from 2 exons. Lineage: Eukaryota; Metazoa; Chordata; Mammalia; Pilosa; Megalonychidae. The record is from RefSeq and is a predicted model, not a curated record. The annotation marks the transcript as partial.